This is a messenger RNA of Monascus purpureus, 555 nucleotides long. Lineage: Eukaryota; Fungi; Ascomycota; Eurotiomycetes; Eurotiales; Aspergillaceae. The record is from the annotation of a GenBank genome assembly.
AUGCCUCACCUCGAAGCCUCGGGAGAGCCGGUUGUUCCCCGUACUGCGGUCGGUCACCCCGGCUCUGAGCUGACAGCUGCCCAGAUCUUUGCAAACCAUGCCCUCCGCGCGCGGUUAGCAGCGCAGUACAAUGAUCUGUGGCAGACAUACAAGAUGGAUGCCAUCCUGGCACCGGUUGCUGCCCACCCGCCAGCUCCGCAUGGGCGGUACAUCAGCAACUCGUAUUCAACGAUUUACAACAUGCUCGACUAUGCUACGGGUAAUAUUCCCGUGACGACAUUUAAUGCAGAUAUCGAUAUGCCGGAUGAACCAUGGCUGUCGAGGAAGCCGUAUGAACGAAUCGAGCCGGAGCUCUUUCCGUAUGACCUUGGGGAUAAAGAGCACCAGGAACUAUAUACUUCGGCCGAGGAAUUCAAAAACGCGCCUGUUGGCGUCCAGAUUGCUUGCCGAAGGUUUCAGGAGGAGAAGGUGAUUUCGAUUCUGAAGGAAAUUGAGGCAUUGCUCAAGAAUGAGAAGUAUGAAUGGGGCUCUAUGGAUAGAGUCGAUGUUGGAUAA